AUGUUCGGUCUCGUCUCGGUCUCGUCUCGGUCUCGUCUCGGGCUCGUCUCAGGCUCGUCUCGGGCUCGUCUCGGGCUCGUCUCGGGCUCGUCUCAGUCUCGUCCCAGGCUCGUCUCAGGCUCGUCUCAGUCUCGUCUCAGGCUCGUCUCAGUCUCGUCUCAGGCUCGUCUCGGGCUCGUCUCAGUCUCGUCUCAGUCUCGUCUCAGGCUCGUCUCGGGCUCGUCUCAGUCUCGUCUUGGUCUCGUCUCGGGCUCGUCUCGGGCUCGUCUCAGGCUCGUCUCAGGCUCGUCUCAGUCUCGUCUCAGUCUCGUCUCAGGCUCGUCUCGGGCUCGUCUCAGGCUCGUCUCGGGCUCGUCUCGGGCUCGUCUCGGGCUCGUCUCAGUCUCGUCCCAGGCUCGUCUCAGGCUCGUCUCAGUCUCGUCUCAGGCUCGUCUCAGUCUCGUCUCAGGCUCGUCUCGGGCUCGUCUCAGUCUCGUCUCAGUCUCGUCUCAGGCUCGUCUCGGGCUCGUCUCGGUCUCGUCGUCUCGGGCUCGUCUCGGGCUCGUCUCAGGCUCGUCUCAGGCUCGUCCCAGGCUCGUCUCAGGCUCGUCUCGGGCUCGUCUCAGUCUCAUCUCGGUCUCGUCUCGGGCUCGUCUCGGGCUCGUCUCAGGCUCGUCUCAGUCACGUCUCAGUCUCGUCCCAGUCUCGUCCCGGUCUCGUCUCGGUCUCGUCUCAGUCUCGUCUCAGUCUCGUCCCAGUCUCGUCUCAGGCUCGUCUCAGUCACGUCUCAGUCUCGUCUCGGUCUCGUCUCGGGCUCGUCUCGGGCUCGUCUCGGGCUCGUCUCGGGCUCGUCUCAGUCACUCUCGUCUCAGUCUCGUCUCGGGCUCGUCUCGGGCUCGUCUCGGGCUCGUCUCGGGCUCGUCUCGGGCUCGUCUCGGGCUCGUCUCGGGCUCGUCUCAGUCUCGUCCCAGGCUCGUCUCAGGCUCGUCUCAGUCUCGUCUCAGGCUCGUCUCAGUCUCGUCUCAGGCUCGUCUCGGGCUCGUCUCAGUCUCGUCUCAGUCUCGUCUCAGGCUCGUCUCGGGCUCGUCUCAGUCUCGUCUUGGUCUCGUCUCGGGCUCGUCUCGGGCUCGUCUCAGGCUCGUCUCAGGCUCGUCGCAGGCUCGUCUCAGGCUCGUCUCGGGCUCGUCUCAGUCUCUUCUCGGUCUCGUCUCGGGCUCGUCUCGGGCUCGUCUCAGGCUCGUCUCAGUCACGUCUCAGUCUCGUCCCAGUCUCGUCCCGGUCUCGUCUCGGUCUCGUCUCAGUCUCGUCUCAGUCUCGUCCCAGUCUCGUCUCAGGCUCGUCUCAGUCACGUCUCAGUCUCGUCUCGGUCUCGUCUCGGGCUCGUCUCGGGCUCGUCUCGGGCUCGUCUCGGGCUCGUCUCAGAAAGUGGCUCCGUGUAAAAGCAGCCAGAGACAGAGGGACACUGUCCCUUUUGAGCCCACUGCCAACCGGAAGGCUAAUGUCGCUAAUCUGCUAGGGGAAGUCGCCUGGACAACAGGGGGUCUACAGCAAGAGCGGACAGGGGGGGGGGGGGCGAGAGGGGGGGCGGGGCAAGACAGGGGGGGAGAGGGGCAGGCUCAGAGGGCGGGGGAGGGGCAGGAAGGGAGCAGGGAGGGGAGGAGGGAAAGGGGGGGGGGGAGCGGGAAAGAGGGGGAGAAGGGAGGGGGGACUAGGAGAGCAGCGGGGGGGGGGGGGGAGGGAGGGCAAGAGGGGAGGGGGAAGGGGGGUCAGGCGGGGGGGCAGAGAGGGAGGGCAGGAGAGGAGAGGAGAGGUCAAGGAGGAGGGGGAGGGAAAGGGGGGGGGAGAGGGAAGGCAGGGGGGGAGGGGGGGGGGAAAAGAGGAGGAGGGGUCAGGGGGAGAGGGGAAGAGGGGGGAGGAGGGGGGGGGGGGCAGAGGGGACAGAGGGGAGAGAAGGGUGAAGGGGUCAGGAGGGGAAGGGGGGAAGAGGAGAGCGGAGGGAGGGGGGAGGGGGGGAGGAGUGCAGGGGGAGAGGGCAGGGGGAACAGGGAGGGGGGGGAGGGGAGAAGGGGGGAGUCAGGGGAGGGGGGGAGAGGGGGGAGUCCCGGGAGGAGGGGUGAGAAGAGGGGGGAGAGGGGGGAGGGGGGGCCAGAGAAGGGGCAAACAAAAGGAGGAAGGGAGAGGGGACAGGGAGGGGAGGAGUGGAGGGGGGGGGGAGGGAGGGGAGGAAGGCGGGGGGAGGGGGGGGAGAGAUCAGGAGGGGGGGCAGGGGGGGGGGCACAGGGGAAGGAGGAGAGGGAGAAGGAGGGGGAGAGGGGGGGGCGCAAAGAGGGAGAGGAGGGAGGGAAAGGCAGGCAGCAGGGGGGGGGGUCAGGUGCAGGGGCUAGGGAGAGGGAAAGGCAGGCAGGGGGGGCAGGAGGGAGCAGGAAGAGCCGGGAGGGAGGAGGGGGGGAGGGGCAGAAGGGGGAAAGGGAGGGGGAGGAGGAGCGACAAGGCAGGGCAGGGGGCGUCUCAGUCUCGUCCCAGUCUCGUCCCGGUCUCGUCUCGGUCUCGUCUCAGUCUCGUCUCAGUCUCGUCCCAGUCUCGUCUCAGGCUCGUCUCAGUCACGUCUCAGUCUCGUCUCGGUCUCGUCUCGGGCUCGUCUCGGGCUCGUCUCGGGCUCGUCUCGGGCUCGUCUCAGUCACGUCUCAGUCUCGUCCCAUCACGUCUCGGGCUCGUCUCGGUCUCGUCUCGGGCUCGUCUCGGGCUCGUCUCGGGCUCGUCUCGGUCUCGUCUCGGGCUCGUCUCAGUCUCGGUCUGGUUUAG
This is a messenger RNA of Knipowitschia caucasica, 2781 nucleotides long. The record is from the annotation of a GenBank genome assembly. Lineage: Eukaryota; Metazoa; Chordata; Actinopteri; Gobiiformes; Gobiidae.